This is a messenger RNA of Vicia faba (fava bean), 1440 nucleotides long. Lineage: Eukaryota; Viridiplantae; Streptophyta; Magnoliopsida; Fabales; Fabaceae. The record is from the annotation of a GenBank genome assembly.
AUGGAAUCGCCAUCGGAAGAUACAAAGAAAGUAGCAGUUAGGUCAUCAAUCGUCGAGUCGAUUCGCGGUUGCGGCCUCUCCGGCCUCCGUAUUGACAAAGAAGACUUGAAGAAGCAGCUCACCAUACCGCAGUAUCUCCGCUUCGCAAUGCGUGAUUCCAUUCGUCUUCAGGAUCCCGCCGCCGGUGAGCCUCUUUACCGGAAUCGCGCAGAAGGAGAGGAUGCGACUGUUCCUUCUUCUCCUAUGGUGGUUUUCAUUAACUCACGUAGCGGCGGCCGGCACGGUCCCGCUCUUAAACUGAGGCUCCAGCAACUCAUGAGCGAAGAACAGGUUUUUGAUCUAUCAGAUGUGAAGCCUCAUGAAUUUGUAAAGUAUGGAUUGGCUUGUUUGGAGAUGUUGGCUGCUCUCGGUGAUUCUUGUGCUAAAGAAACUCGUCAAAGACUCAGGGUUAUGGUUGCUGGAGGUGACGGUACAGUUGGCUGGGUGUUAGGAUGUCUUACAGAACUUCGCCAGCUAGGACGAGAACCAGUUCCUCCGAUUGGGAUCGUACCACUUGGGACUGGAAAUGAUCUCUCUAGGAGUUUUAAUUGGGGUGGUUCAUUUCCUUUUGCUUGGAGGUCAGCUAUCAAGAGAAUUCUACAAAAGGCUAGCACUGGGCCAAUUCUUAGUUUGGAUAGUUGGCGACUUUCCAUUACAAUGCCUGAAGGCACGCCCGUUAAACCACCACAUUGUUUGAAGCACGCAGAAGAGUUCACUCUUGAUCAGGUUGGCAUAGAAAUUGAGGGAGAACUGCCUGAGAAAGUUGCAAGUUAUGAAGGCGUGUACUAUAAUUACUUCAGCAUAGGAAUGGAUGCCCGGGUUGCUUAUGGUUUCCAUCAUCUACGUGAUGAAAAACCCUACCUUGCAAGUGGUCCAAUUGCAAAUAAGAUUAUUUAUUCUGGUUACAGUUGUACUCAGGGAUGGUUCUUCACACCUUGCACAAGCGAUCCAGGUCUAAGGGGGCUUAGAAAUAUUUUGCGAAUGCAUAUCAAAAGGGUUAAUAGCUCAGAGUGGGAGCAAGUUACAAUACCUAAAAGUGUAAGGGCAAUAGUUGCUUUGAAUCUUCAUAGCUAUGGAAGUGGAAGAAACCCAUGGGGUAAACCGAAACCCGAAUAUUUGGAGAAGAAAGGCUUUGUUGAAGCUGAUGUAGCUGAUGGGCUCUUGGAAAUAUUUGGCUUAAAGCAAGGAUGGCAUGCAUCAUUUGUCAUGGUUGAUUUGAUCAGUGCGAAGCACAUCGCUCAGGCAGCAGCUAUUCGUUUAGAACUCAGAGGUGGAGGGUGGAAAAAUGCGUAUUUGCAAAUGGAUGGAGAACCCUGGAAACAGCCAAUAAGCAAGGACUUCUCCACAUUUGUGGAGAUAAAGAGGGAGCCUUUCCAGUCACUCGUGGUUGGCGGAAAGUGA